UUUACAGUCAUUAUGGAUAUAUCAUAUGAGGAUCUGAAAGCACUUUUGGAGCACCCAAAUAUAUGUCUUAUUGACGUCCGUACUCAGUCGGAAGUGGACAAGGGACGUAUACCUGGAUCUCUUCAUAUCCCAGUUGAUGCAGUGGAAGUGGCCUUACAGAUGUCACCAGAAGAAUUCAAAGCAAAAUACGGAGUUAACAAGCCACAGUUCAACUCCUCAGAGCUGGUCUUUCAUUGCCAAAUGGGAAAACGAGGGGAAACGGCCACAUGCAAAGCAAAGCAACUUGGCUACUCGCAUGCACGAAAUUACACCGGAGGAUACAAGGAGUGGUCUGAGAGAGGAGGGCAAUGA
Molecule: messenger RNA, 351 nt
Organism: Nerophis lumbriciformis (worm pipefish)
Lineage: Eukaryota; Metazoa; Chordata; Actinopteri; Syngnathiformes; Syngnathidae
Source: RefSeq, a predicted model, not a curated record